CUUACAUAGUAUUAAUUUCGUAUCGACGUUGAAAUGGGUUGGUUGGUUAAACUCCGAAAAGCAAUGUUUAUUAGCUAGGUCGCAUUGAAACUACCUCCUGGUUGGUAUAUAAUUGGCCGCCACCGCGUCUAUUAAGCUUAAAUCGUGAUAGGUCGCGUGCCGGUAUCCGGGUGAGAUAGGUAAGUAUAACAAACACGUCUUGCUUGGCAUAGGAUGUGGCGUCUUACUGUCAAAUCAAGAAGUUGGAUUGAAUCGGAACCCUGGCGAACGUCAAGCUAAUGCCUUGGCAAAUCUCUUUCCCGCGCUCAUCAUGAUCCAGAAACAUUAUAGGGGGAGGUUGAAAUAACCUCGAAGGUCCCGCGUCUUGGGAAUAGCCUAUCUCCUAUUUGCCUCUUAGAUUCGGGAGCGUCUAAAUAUUGGGUAAACAAUAUGGCCGGGGACGAUAUGGAGAAGGUUCAAGAGGCCCUCCCACGGACCUCACGGUUAGCAUUUAUACGAUCCAAGAAAGGAAUUGCAAUUUUCACGGCCGUCAGCUGCCUCCUCGUCACAGUGGUGGUGGUAAUAGUUCUUGCAGCGACAGGCGUGGUUCAUCCUGGCAAUUCAUCUGAUGGAUCUAAGUUUAAUGGACAGUCGGCUGCUGUCUCUUCACCAACAUCGGCUAUCUUGGUAGCCACAAGUACAGCGACAACAGUAGUCGGUGUGCUUGAGCCAACAUCAACUUCAGUUUCCACUACAGCUACAUCCACAACAUCAUCAUCCUCUACGUCUAAGACUACUACAGCCGCGUCUACUACAUCGAAGUCGACAUCGUCCUCGGAUGUCUCUACGUCCUUCGCUACAACAACUGGCGCGAAAUCUGCCGCAAGCCCUAGCGAUGUUCCUCUGAGAAUAAUGGCUCUCGGCGCCUCCAUUGUUAAGGGAGAGACCUCCCCUGGCUAUUUGGGGUUCCGAAAGCCAAUGCGUGAUCAACUUGUUGACCUGGGUUAUGAAGUAAACAUGGUGGGUUCCGUGAGACUAGGCGAUUUUGUGGAUAACGACGUUGAGGCGUAUGGAGGCAAGAAAAUUACGGAGAUGCACAACUAUGCCAAGAAGGCCGUACCCAAGAUGUUACCCAACGUGUUCCUCAUAAAUCUGGGAACCAACAAUCUUCUACAGAACAAGGAUGUCGACAAAGUGGGACAACAGAUGGAAGACAUGAUCAACUACUUACUGACAGCGUCCGAUAAAUCGACAGUCAUCCUAAGCACGAUGCUCACGAACAAGGUUGGCAACCUCGAGACAGAGGUCCUGGACAUGAACAAACAAUAUCGGGAUGUUGUCAAGAAGUUCGAAGCAGAUGGAAAACAUGUCGUCCUAGCCGAGAUGCAUCCUAGUGAGGGCGCUUCAGGGGUUCCCUCAGUAAAUGAGAUCGGCCCCGACGGCUCUCACCCUACAGUCCAGGGCUAUGAGAUGAUGGGUAGUAUAUUUGUCCGGGCGAUCCAAGAGGCUAACAGUAAGGGGUUUAUUCAAGAGCCGGCCAAGAAUGGUAUUCCCGACGAUGGUGAAGCUGGGAGGGAUGGAUUCUAGCAGCCAGGCCGCCGCGACAUUGCAAUCACUUCUAUCACCAGGAGACAUUCCAAAUAUUACACGAUUCCCGAACCGACAUAACGUGAUGGAUUCUACCGCAAUACAACUAUGAAGCAACUCUGGAGACGGGCAACGAGACAAUCAGAACAAGACUUCGUAAAUCGGAUUUGCACGAUGAUAUUUUAAUUGUCGAGACGUAUAUACGAAAUUCCAUCUCACUGAAGCGGUGACAGCUCCAUUAUAUACACGCCAUUACACAUGAAGCGUAACCUAAUGAACAGCAACGGGGAGGAUGUUGAUAUGCAUGGUUAUUUGCUUUGAAAACCAUUUGGAUCCUGAAGAGUCUUAUGACGGCAAUGUGUAGGACAUAAUAUACGGAGGUAGAUCAUACAUAUUGCCAAUCUCAACUGAAUGAGACGUAUCAAGUUAAGUCUAGCUUGAUUCAGGAGACGGGGGGGGGUUGAUUGAAGAGGACUUUACAUUAGGUACCUACCUAGGUUAGUUAUCUAUAUAACCAACUUGCAACAU
Messenger RNA from Daldinia decipiens, 2094 nucleotides. Its product is annotated as carbohydrate esterase family 3 protein. The record is from RefSeq and is a predicted model, not a curated record. Gene Ontology annotation, molecular function: phosphatidylcholine lysophospholipase A1 activity. Lineage: Eukaryota; Fungi; Ascomycota; Sordariomycetes; Xylariales; Hypoxylaceae. The transcript has 2 exons. Bases 430 to 1566 code for a protein of 378 amino acids.